CCGGGUAAUCAGGUCAGACACACUUCGCCAGUCAAAAAAUCUUAUAAUAAGCCAUCUACCGUGUGAGAAGCGCGCUCUCUUCGCACGGUCCAUCCACACCUCUUUGGCCACUCCAGUCAAAGGACAACAUCCUUCGCACAUCGCUUACCCUCAUCACCUUUUAGCCCAACAUGCCAGGCGGUGCCGUUGUCAUGCACGCCACGUCGAACCCCGACCGAGUCGAGGCUCCGAUUACGGCGAAAGCAUACUUCCUCUGUGUCUUCGCCUCCUUCGGAGGUAUCUUUUUCGGUUACGACACUGGUUGGAUGGGAGGUGUUCUCGCCAUGCCCUACUUCAUCGAGCUGCACACUGGUCUCAAGCCCGGCGACGCCAACUUUGAAAUUCCUGCCUGGAAGCAGUCCCUCAUGACCUCUAUCCUCUCCGCUGGUACCUUCUUCGGAGCCUUGAUGGCCGGUGACUUUGCGGAUUACUUUGGAAGGCGAAUUACCAUCAUCAGCGGAUGUGCCGUUUUCUCCCUUGGAUGUGUUCUCCAGACCGCCUCUUCCUCCGGCUUGGGACUUUUUGUCGCUGGUCGACUUGUUGCUGGAUUCGGUGUCGGAUUCAUCUCUGCCAUCAUUAUUCUUUACCUUUCUGAAAUCGCCCCUCGAAAGGUCCGAGGUGCCAUUGUGUCUGGCUACCAGUUCUGCAUCACCAUCGGAAUUUUGCUCGCCAACUGUGUCGUCUACUCGAGCAAAGACCGAAUGGAUACCGGAUCUUACCGAAUCCCCAUCGGUGUCCAAUUCCUCUGGGCUAUUAUCCUUGCCUCGGGACUCUUCUUCCUUCCCGAAUCACCUCGAUGGUACGUCAAGCGAGGACGUGUCGAUGCCGCCGCUCGAUCUCUCUCCAUUGUUCGAGGACAGCCCACCGACUCAGACUUUGUUCAAGAUGAACUUGCCGAGAUCAUCGCCAAUCACGAGUACGAAACUGAGCUCAUCCCUCAAGGCAACUACUUCGAGUCUUGGUUCGCUUGCUUCCGUGGCUCUGUCUUCAACCCUCAAUCCAACUUGCGACGAACCAUUCUCGGAACUUCGAUGCAGAUGAUGCAACAAUGGACCGGAGUCAACUUUAUCUUCUACUUUGGUACCGUUUUCUUCACCUCCUUGGGAACGAUCAGCAACCCCUUCUUGAUCUCCCUCAUCACCACGCUCGUCAAUGUGUGCUCUACCCCUAUCUCCUUCUGGACCAUUGAGCGUUUCGGUCGACGGGCAAUUCUCUUCUGGGGGGCCAUCGGUAUGGCUGUUUGCGAGUUCAUCUGUGCCAUCUCCGGAACCGUCAGUCAAUCGGACAGUGUCGUCAAGGCUCAGAUCGCCUUCAUCUGCAUCUACAUCUCCUUCUUUGCCUCAACCUGGGGUCCCGGUGCAUGGGUUGUGGUCGGAGAAAUUUUCCCCAUCCCGAUCCGAGCCCGUGGAGUCGCUCUAUCGGCCUCGUCAAACUGGUUGUGGAACACCAUCAUCACAGUCAUCACUCCUUACCUUGUCUCGCCCACGAAGGGUGAUCUGAAGUCGAAAGUGUUCUUCCUGUGGGGCAGUCUCUGCUGCUGUUGCAUAGUCUACACCUAUCUUUUCGUCUGGGAGACCAAAGGAUUGACUUUGGAGCAAGUCGACCGAAUGAUGGAGGAAUGUGGCUCUCCCCGAAGGUCUGCUGGAUGGACUCCUCACGCUACCUUUGCCAGCGAGAUGGGUCUCACUGCCGAUGGCGCACACCUGCCCAUCAAGGUCGGAAGCGCCGUUGCUCCGGACGAGAAGGCUCACAUCGCUGCUGGCACGAAGCACGUUGGACAGGCUGCUACCCAGGAGGAGGUCUGAUCGGGUUUCUGGUUCGUCGUGGUAUAUUUGAGAUUGUCUACUGCCUGACUUGCGUGCGGCCCGCGAUAUCUUAUGCAUCCCAUAAUUCAGCUCA
Molecule: messenger RNA, 1938 nt
Organism: Kockovaella imperatae
Lineage: Eukaryota; Fungi; Basidiomycota; Tremellomycetes; Tremellales; Cuniculitremaceae
Product: putative glucose transporter
Exons: 9
Coding region: 171-1844 (557 amino acids)
Biological process (GO): transmembrane transport; carbohydrate transport
Cellular component (GO): membrane
Molecular function (GO): carbohydrate:proton symporter activity
Source: RefSeq, a predicted model, not a curated record